AUGCAGCUAACAUCCACUUUCGGCGCGUUUCUGGUUGCGGUCACCGUGGUUCACGGCGCGCCCCUUCUGGUCGAGAGACACGUAGACCGGACGGGCAACAUGACGGCCAACGCAAACCCAUCUGGGCCCAUGUCCGGCUUCCGUGGUGGAGGCAACGGCUUCAACCGUGGAAAGAUGCAGGCAAUGGGGAACAACGUGCCUUCUGCGGGCAAUGACGAAUCGGGCACGGAUGGAGGCUUCGGCCAGAUUGGGGGCGCAGACAGUAAUGAGGGCACGGCCAACACCAGCGGUGCAAGUGAGGACGGAGGUUCGGCCGAUAGUGCAGGCUCCGGCGAGAACGGAGGCUCCGGCGAGGAGGCAGCCUCAAGCGAGAACGGAAGCUCAAGCGAGGAGGCAGCCUCGGGCGAGCAAGCAGGCUCAAGCGAAGAGGCAGCCUCAGGCGAAAACGGAAGCUCAGGUGAGGAGGCAGCCUCAGGCGAGAACGCCAAUUCGGCAAGGGGCGCGAGUCCAGGCGGCGCGACAAAUCCAAGCACUUCUGAACCGGGCCAGGGUAGUGGUGGCAAGAAAGGCAAGAAGGUUCAAGAGCGCAACGCUGUGGGUGAUGCGGCCAAGGCUAUCGCUGAGGCCGCCGAGCGCAUCAAAAACUCCCAACAAGGCGGCUCUGGGGGUGGGGAGACCAGCGGCCAGGACUCUGGAAGCGGGAGUCCUCCCCAGGGCGGCGACUCCACCGGCAAGCCUCCUGGGGGGCAGACAGACGGGGGCUCCGGUGGCCCUGGUCAGGAUAACUCUGGUGGCCCAGGGAACAGCUCUGAGCAACCCCCUUCUGAAAAUACGCCUUCCAAACGCCAGACGAUGGGUUCUGACGGCACUCCCGCCAACAGUGGAAGCGGAAGUCCUCCCCAGGGCGACUCCACCGGCAAGCCUCCUGGGGCCCCGACAGACGGGGGCUCUGGUCGCCCCGGCCAGGACAACUCUGGUGGCCCAGGGAACGGCUCUGGACAACCCCCUUCUGAAAUUACAGCUUCCAAGCGCCAGACUAUGGGUUCUGACGACGAAGUGAACCAAACCAAGGACACUGCUCGCCCGGAUGGUACUGGCCAGACUGAGGAUACUUCCAGCCGGACCGGUGCCGAUAACGGGGACGUUUCUCAGCAGGACAGCACGCAGGUCCCCCCACAAGGCAUGGGGCCAGCUACCAUGCAGGGGCCAGCUUCCAUGCCUUCACGUGCUUAG
Molecule: messenger RNA, 1233 nt
Organism: Diaporthe batatas
Lineage: Eukaryota; Fungi; Ascomycota; Sordariomycetes; Diaporthales; Diaporthaceae
Exons: 2
Coding region: 1-1233 (410 amino acids)
Source: RefSeq, a predicted model, not a curated record